This is a messenger RNA of Homarus americanus (American lobster), 4473 nucleotides long. RefSeq names its product zwei Ig domain protein zig-8-like. Lineage: Eukaryota; Metazoa; Arthropoda; Malacostraca; Decapoda; Nephropidae. The record is from RefSeq and is a predicted model, not a curated record. Gene Ontology annotation, biological process: synapse organization. Gene Ontology annotation, cellular component: neuron projection membrane. The transcript is spliced from 11 exons. The coding region runs from base 949 to 1863 and encodes 304 amino acids.
CAGUGUUCCAUCGGACCGUGUUGUGAACGGUGUCUCGGUGCUGCGCUCUCUCUCUCUCACUCACUCACGGGCUGUGGUGGAGUGCUGGUGAAUGACUCGUACCAGGAGGGAGACUUACAACUCAAGCUUGGUCACUAUCAGUCCUUUAAAGAAUGUGAUUUUCUUCUCCACAGAAUACACCUCCUGUUAUAGAUAUAUAAAUAUAUAAACGGAAGAAAAUCGCGCGAGGAACCAGAGUGUUUUGUUGGCUUCAAACAGACUCCUAAUAAACAGGAGACCAACACUGCUGCCUAAGAUAUGCUGGGAAUGUAAUUACUGAGAGGUGGAGUGAAUUUCUGGCUCCAUUUCUCCAAAACUUCUGAAUAACAGUCUAGUGAUGCUGGUUGACUCUUGCCCUCUCUGGUCUGUUCUAAAAAUUGGACCUGUUACCACCGUUCCUCAGUGAUCGUCUCCUGUUGACUCAUUAACUUACUUGGGCGAUGUAAUUUUGUUCGUUGGUUAAUUUUUUUAUAGCUUUUUUACCUGGUCGUAUAGCUGACUCACCUGUAGACUGUUUAAUCGAUUCGUUAGCUACCUGGCUAAUCUGACUGACUCAGUAACUGGAUUUUAGUAAAGCCCCCGGUUAUCAAGACCACCUCACCGCACGAGUUCUGUGAGGUGACUUCUGGACUAUUAAGUGUAAUUAAGGUAACUGUUGGUGAUUUCGUGUGAGUUCUAUUCAGUGUUCCAACAAGUCAGGUGCAACACUACAGAUCAACAACUAACCCACGGAGUUAUUCAUUAGUGGAACACCGCCUCACGCCCACGGUUCACGUCUAAUCACAGCGGAAAUUGACACUGUGAGACGAGGAUAUGUAGACACAAUACUCAAGGUUAUGUCGACGGGUGAGCGCUGAGGCUGAGCACGUAAGGGAGAGCUUCUUCUGCAGUAGCCACGGCCCGGGCAAGAUGCUGGUGAGGGCGUGGCAGGGCCAGACCAAUCUGCUGGUGGCUGUAGUGGUGCUUUUGUCACUCCUCCUGGACAACUCUUCAGCCAGGGACAGGAAACAAGGACAACCUACAGGAGAUGCGUUGGUGACGGAGGACCCGGUGUGGGAUAUACGUCACAUCCUGCCGGAGCUUAACAUGGAGAAUAACACAGUGACGGAUGUUAAAGUUAACGUAGGGGAUGUGGCUUACCUUCCCUGCCGCUUCCCUCAGCUCUCUACGCUUCAUCAGGUAUCGUGGAUUCGCCGCUGGGACUGGCACAUCCUCACUACUGGGAUCUACACCUACACCAGCGAUAUGCGAUUCAAUGUCCUCCACACUGAAGGCUCCGACGACUGGACGCUGCAGCUGAAGUACGUUGAAACCCGCGACAACGGCACCUACGAGUGUCAGAUGUACACGGGGACGGGCGUGUUGUCGCAGUUCGUCAAUCUGCACGUGAACACUCCACGUGCUGCCGUACUCGGCCCCCAGGAGCUGCACGUGCAGGAGGGCGACACCAUCACCCUCAUCUGUGUCAUCCAACAGAGUAAGCCGCCGUUCGUGUUCUGGUAUCACGGGGAGAACAUGGUGAACUAUGAUGGUAAUCGUCACCGCCUGAACGUGAUCACCAAGGUGGAGGGCACCAGGACGCACUCACGGCUCACCAUCACUGACGCAAGACACACAGAUUCCGGCAACUACUCCUGCAUCCCACCCAACGUGGAGCCCGCCUACGUGUUGGUCUUCGUCACUGAGAGAGGCGACACGGUGGCGGCGAUACACAGUCGGGGUCACACUUCCGUGGCGGCAGACAGUUCCUCCGCCGUCAGGUUGGUCGCCACUCUCUGCCUGGGCUGCGUUUUCUCCUUCGCUCACUUCCUCCCCGUCAGAUGAUCGCCUGGCUGCAUGACGCUCUACUAGAUAUACAUAUAUAUACUGUAUAUAUAUAUAGAAGAGAGAAUAAUUUGUGUUAGAAAAGAAUUAGCGACAAGACUAUAGAUGAACGCCUCUUUUUUUACUCUUUGGUAUAUUAAGAAAAAACUUACAAUUUUGGAAUGAUUAGUGUUGAAAACUUGAUGAUGGCAAGAACUGCUUAUGAGACUUGCAUUGAUUUGAACUGACAGCCAGACUUGGAAAAAUAUAAAGAAAUUUCAACAGGAUUGUCACAGUUCAACACAAAGAGUUAUAAGUUAAUACAAAAUCAGUGAUGUAUUUCCCAAGAGGAGGUGUGAGAAGAAUCGAGACCAAUACAAACGUUAAUUAAAUCAACCAGAGUUAACACGUUGCUGGUACAGGUGAGAGACAAGACUUUACAGGUGUGAUAAGAGGAACAUGUAACCUUGUGACCAGAAUGAUAAUCUCCUUAUUACCUCUAAUGUGAACGUUAAUUACGAAUAAAAAUAUAAAUGACGGAAAAUAUGACGCAGAAUGUGACAUGCGAUGGACAUUUUAACAAAUUGUAUUUUUGUUUUCUUCAAACAUAGAAUUUAUGGUUCAGGUAUUAGUUAGGUAUUAUUUUUACCUGUUGGUAGAGGUCAAUACUCACUUACAUCCUACAAAAAACAUUAUCAUCUCAGAACAAAUGAAGACUGUGACACUAAAAUCAAAUCUAAGCUAUCCGAAUCAAAACAACAUCUGGAAUUAAAGGCUUACUACUUACCUAUGGGAAGUGUCAACACGUAAUAAACACGUAUAGAUGGAAAUUCUCUUAGAUUUUGAGGAUUACAAAAUACUGUAAUCUUUCUCUCCCUCCCCCAGUCCAAAACCUCUUGUCAGCCUACAGAGUAAAGUGAUCUAUACAUAAUUAUUCAUAAACAAAAACACAAGUAUGAUUUUAUUUCCAACAGACACUCCAUACGUUUAAAGGUUGUCAAAGAAAUGGAUUACUCAUGUGUAUGGAUUAUGUCUUCUCAGUUUUCUUUUUAGUAUUUGAGCAAUGUGGAUAAUUUGUACUAAUGGAGAUAAUCUAUGAACCUCUUGUGUACGGAGUUGUCGUCUCUGAGCUGAAGAAAAUCGUCUGACGUUAACCAUAUGAAGAGGUUGGUGGAGAUAUAGUCUUCAGAAAUGGUUCGAUAAGUUCUCUCACUGUGAUACAUCUAUUGACCUUUAACAAUACAGCUGACGUCAAUUUAACCACAUCGCAUUCAAGUUGGUCUCACCUAUAAUGAAGAAGUUCUGAGUAAAGCAAUGGCAGGUGAGACCACAGAAUAUAGAGUUUAGUACAGGAAAUUACCAAUAGACUUUCCUUCUAGUGGAUGUAGAGGAAAAGAGAUUAAACUUAUGGAUAAAAAAGAAAGGAGGUUCAUAUCUACACCAGGAAUGAUAAUAUGUUAUUUCGUCCACUCUCUAUCUGACAAUACUAAGACAUUUUCCACAUCCCAAGACUUAAACCAUUCAUAAUAUAUUACACUGGACAAUAUAUUAACAGUCAGUGCUUCCAUAUAUCUAGCUCUAAUAACUAGAACUUAUGUAAACCUUCAGGAUUUGCUAGAUAUUAUUAUUAUUAUUUUUUUGCAGGGUUGAAACCUCUAUUGAAGUUUUCCCAACCUCACAGUGACUGACAAGCAAUUAUUCGUAUUUAGCCAUCCGUUCAAGACAUACAAUCAAUUUUAAGUUUAUUUCCCUAAUUAUAUUUGUAUAUGUGACUAAUUUAUAGGAUACACAGAGGUAGUAACAUUCAUAUAAGUAUAUUGUAAUACAAAAUAUCAGGAAAUUCAUUUGAAUAAUAUACCGUAUGUAAUAACUCAAUCUUAUCUAUACUAUUUACAUCUAAGAACCCCAAAAUAUUUACUUUCUAUCAUUCCCUCUCACAUAUAAUAAAUAAAAGCUAAAUAAUAAUGAAUGAAACUCCCAGUAACUCUUUCUUCAACACAUCACAACGCGACAGACACUCAACUCAUCAACUGGAGUCUGAACAUCAUGAGAUAUUUAGCACAGAUAAGAAACUCUUACUUCCACACACUAAUGAUCAGUUGGGGAGUUUAAAGAAAGUUUCGUAUUCAUUUACCUUCCCCGAACAAAGUUAACUAACAUGCAUGGGCGAUUUCUACUCUUUAAUUCACCUCUACAGCAGCACACAGGAUAAACAUGACACCUUAUACAAUAUUGUGUACUCCUUCCUCUGUAAACGUGACUAAUUAUAUUUAUAUGCUUAUAUAUAACAAAGGAAAGUAAGUUAAGUGUGCUUUACAACAGAUGGCCUAAGAAGUAUACGCGGUAUAAGAGUAUAAUGUAUGUGCCACAGGAUGUAUAAUUUGUAUAAUUAUGUAUUAUACUUAUGACUAAACGAACAAAUUUUAAUGACAAAAAUGACUAUUUAGCGCAGAAAUUUUUACUGCUGGUGGAUGUUCCAUGAGAAAUGGUGUUAUAAUCCGUUUGUGUUUUAGUUGAAUAUGUUAAUUUAAUAAAUAAACAUAUUACUUAAUUAUGUCUCUUUUUUUAAAAUCAUAUGAACAAUUAAUCUAAUGACCAAGACUGAGAGAGCUUUAUACAGAGUAACAUUAU